Cynocephalus volans (Philippine flying lemur) is the source of this 2251-nucleotide messenger RNA. It is a transcript of the gene VASP, whose product is annotated as vasodilator stimulated phosphoprotein. Bases 317 to 1459 code for a protein of 380 amino acids. Gene Ontology annotation, cellular component: cytoskeleton. Gene Ontology annotation, biological process: positive regulation of actin filament polymerization; axon guidance; actin polymerization or depolymerization. The transcript has 13 exons. The record is from RefSeq and is a predicted model, not a curated record. Gene Ontology annotation, molecular function: profilin binding; actin binding; SH3 domain binding. NCBI's taxonomy places the organism in Eukaryota, Metazoa, Chordata, Mammalia, Dermoptera, Cynocephalidae.
ACGAAAUGUAGCGAAGAGAAGUACAGUAGUAAGAGUAACGUUGUAGCCGCCGCCGGCCAAGGGGGCGCGCCGGGAGGGGACGCCGCACCCCCCUUUUGACUUAGGGACUCCCCCAUCAAGCCACCAGAGGGAGGAGGCGCUCGAGGACCCGCCCCGGCCCGGUCCCCGUUUCCCCCCAGGAAGCCGGACUCUAUGGGGCGGGACCCUGGGGGAGACUAAGCAGAACCUGGAGCCAGGCCCGAAGCUCUGAACCUCGAGCCAGGGGCGCCCCGGGAGCACCUACCCCGUGGGCGCGCCGACCGCACGUCGAGCAGCCAUGAGUGAGACGGUCAUCUGUUCCAGCUGGGCCACUGUGAUGCUUUACGAUGACAGCAACAAGCGAUGGCUCCCUGCAGGCACGGGUCCCCAGGCCUUCAGCCGUGUCCAGAUCUACCACAACCCCACAGCCAAUUCCUUCCGGGUUGUGGGCCGGAAAAUGCAGACCGACCAGCAGGUGGUCAUCAACUGUGCCAUUGUCCGGGGUGUCAAGUAUAACCAGGCCACCCCCAACUUCCAUCAGUGGCGUGAUGCCCGCCAAGUCUGGGGCCUCAACUUCAACACCAAGGAAGAUGCAGCACAGUUUGCCGCUGGCAUGGCCAGUGCCCUAGAGGCGUUGGAAGGAGGUGGGCCUCCUCCACCAGCAGCACCUCCCGCCUGGUCCGUCCAGAAUGGCCCCUCCCCAGAGGAGGUGGAGCAGCAGAAAAGGCAGCAGUCCAGCCAGCCAGAGCACUUGGAGCGCCGGGUCUCCAAUGCAGGAGGCCCACCUGCUCCCCCAGCUGGAGGUCCACCCCCACCUCCAGGACCUCCUCCUCCUCCGGGUCCUCCCCCACCGCCAGGUCUGCCCCCGUUGGGGGUCUCGACUGCAGGGCAUGGAGCAGGGGGAGGCCCACCUCCUGCACCCCCACUUCCCACAGCACAGGGACCCAGUGGUGGGGGGGCUGGGGCCCCCGGCCUGGCCGCAGCCAUUGCUGGAGCCAAACUCAGGAAAGUCAGCAAGCAGGAGGAGGCCUCUGGGGGGCCCUUGGCCCCCAAAGCUGAGAGCAGUCGAGGCACAGGUGGGGGGCUCAUGGAAGAGAUGAAUGCCAUGCUGGCCCGGAGAAGGAAAGCCACACAAGUUGGGGAGAAGUCCCCCAAGGAUGAUUCUGCCACUCAGGAGGAGCCAGAGGCCAGAGUCCCAGCCCAGAGUGAAUCUGUGCGGAGACCCUGGGAGAAGAACAGCACAACCUUGCCAAGGAUGAAGUCAUCUUCUUCGGUGACCAGUUCUGAGGCCCACCCCUCUACGCCCAGCUCCAGUGAUGAGUCAGACAUGGAGAGGGUGAAGCAGGAACUUCUGGAAGAGGUGAGGAAGGAAUUGCAGAAAAUGAAAGAGGAAAUAAUUGAAGCCUUUGUCCAGGAGCUGAGGAAGCGGGGUUCUCCCUGACCACGGGGACCCAGAAGACUGUUUCUCCUUUCCGCACACCCCGCCUGUCACCCUGCUUUUCCUGCCUCAACUUGACAUGGAAUUGGCUGAAGACUACACAGGAAUGCAUCUUCCCCACUCCCCGUCCCACUUGGAGAAUUCCAAGGGGGUGUGGCCUUCCUAGCACCAUGUCCACACCCAUACUGGCUGCUGAUUGGCUGGGGAAGCCCCCACCCUUUGCUUCCUUUGGUUCUUCCCCUUUGCCAUCCCCUUGGGGCUGGUUCCUCUGCUGGGGAUGUACCAGUCAACCCCACAGUAAGGAGGAAGGAAGGAGGGAAUUUCACAUUCCCUUGUUCUAGAUUCACUUUAAUGCUUAAUGCCUUCAAUUUUUUGUUUUUUUAAGGGGAAAAAAAUAUAUAUAUAUAUUUGAGUUUUGGGGGGAAAGGGAAACUUUUUCUCUUUGAUUUUGAUAUAAUGGGCUGUGGGAGUUUUUAAAUGCUGUACCCCAGGCUUUCCUGAUUUGGGGCAGCUAUUUAGAGGGGGGGAUGUCCCACCAGGUGGGGGUGCCUCUUCCCACCCCAGAGACUCUUUCCCUCUGGCUCCUUCCCCUUUUCUAUGAGGAAUUAAGAUGCUGUAACUUUUUAGAACCUCGGUUUUUUGGUUUUUUAUUUGGGUAGGUUUGGGGGUCCAGCCCAUUUUUACUCCCUGGAAAAAAUAAGACGAGGCAGAAAGCAAAAGGGGAGGAAACCUCUCCUUUACCUUUAGCUUCUUGAAAAUGGGCCCCUGUGUAAUAAAUCUGCCAGUUUUUGUAAA